Owenia fusiformis is the source of this 738-nucleotide messenger RNA. Lineage: Eukaryota; Metazoa; Annelida; Polychaeta; Sabellida; Oweniidae. The record is from the annotation of a GenBank genome assembly.
GGUCACUUGAAAUUCAGCUGGAUUACGCCGCGUGGAUGAAAAUAUUUGUUCCAGAGCUUAAUUAUCAACUGUAUUGACCACUAGAACGUACAUCUGCUGGGGUACGGAUUAGAUGACAGUGAGAUAACAACAAUAUACUUCACCAACCACUAUAUGACAAUUAAAAUGUAAUUCUACAGACAGUCAACAUUAACACAAUGGAUUCCAUAAAGCAAGAAAAUGGGACUGAUAUGUCAACUCCAAAACUACUACUAAUUGUUAAACAAGAACCUGUAGAAAUUAAAACAGAAGGUAAUUAUUAUGAAGAAGAAUAUCAACAAGACUAUGCGGUUAAGGAUAUUUCAGCUAACGAUCAAUCGACUAUCAAUCAAGAACAUUUUGAACAAGAGGAUGAUAUAGUUGUGAAUUCUGUUUUUGCAGUAACAUCAGGACAGAAUGACACUGACAUACCGGACUCCAAUGGAAAAUCAUUUAAUUGUAAGGAAUGCAAUGAAUUGUUUGGGACGCUGAUUGAAUUGAAUAAGCACUUAGAAAUCCAUUUGAAUUUCAAAAACCAAAGACCAAAACCAUUCAAGUGUCAGGAGUGUGAUAAAUGUUUCAUUACAUCUUUUCAAUUAAAUAAACAUUCCAUAACACACACUGGAGAAAAUUGUGACAAAAAGUCUUCUCAAGGUUCUGAUUCAGAUCAAAGUUCUGAUUCUCACCCAAAAACUCUAAAAACACAAAUCAAAACCCAGA